UUGGAAGCUCCUUGUUGUGUGUCUUCCUUUUUCAUAUAAAAUCUACCCCUUCACCUUUCCUUGCAGAAAUCAAUAAAGGAUUCCUCUCGUUCCUCCUGCAACAACAUUUAACUAACCCAGUAACCGCUCCGUUUCUAAAAAAAAUGGCAGUUCAACGGCUCCUUUUACGAAAUAUACCUCUCAAAACUCUCUGGCCCCACAAAUUUCUUCCUCUCUCUUCCCUUCCCAAUCAAAAUCAUUACCAUAAUUUUGAUGUCAGAACUCUUCAAACCCCAUCAAAUGGGGCACCGUAUUCUUUCAUGGUGGAGAAGAUUCUGUUUAGUUUAAAGCAAGGUAAUAUGAAUUCUUUGCGUAAUUACCGAUUUCGAUUAAACCCAUUAAUUGUAGCUGAGGUUCUUUCGCAUUGCCGUGAUAAUUUGCAGUUGGGUCAAAGAUUUGUUGAUUUUCUUGUAGUUAACUGCUCAAAUUUUAAGCAUUCUUCCAUGUCCUUAAGUGCAAUGAUUCAUGUUCUUGUGAAAUGUAGAAGGUUAUCUGAUGCGCAGGCUCUGAUUCUUAGGAUGGUUAGGAAGAGUGGGGUUUCGCGUGUUGAAAUCGUGGAGUCUUUAGUUUCGACACGUGGGAAUUUUGGGUCGAAUUACUCAGUUUUUGAUUUGUUAAUUAGGACUUAUGUGCAAGCUAGGAAGUUAAGAGAAGGAUCCGAGGUGUUUAGGAUUUUGAGAAGAAAAGGUUUUUGUAUUUCUAUUAAUGCUUGUAAUAGUCUUCUUGGUGGGUUAGUGAAGAUUGGAUGGGUUGCUCUGGCUUGGGACGUGUAUAGGGAAGUUGUUAGAGCUGGGGUUGAAGUAAAUGCUUAUACAUUAAAUAUUAUGGUUAAUGCUUUGUGUAAAGAUAGCAAGAUCAGUAGUGUUAAGUCGUUCUUAUCAGAAAUGGAAGAGAAGGGGGUUCAUGCUGAUAUUGUGACAUACAAUACAAUAAUUAAUGCAUAUUGCCAUGAAGGGCAUGUGGAAGAAGCUUUUAAGUUGAUGAACUCAAUGUCAGAUAAAGGGUUGAAGCCGGGUCUUUUUACUUAUAAUGCAAUCGUAUAUGGGUUGUGUAAGAGAGGAAAUUUUGAAAAAGCAAAGGAAGCUUUGGAUGAGAUGUUGCAGAUAGGGUUGAGUCCUGAUACUGCUACUUAUAACACAUUGCUUGUUGAGAGUUGUAGAAAAAAUAAUAUAUCAGAAGUCGAAGUUAUUUUCAGUGAAAUGUUGCAUCGAGGUUUUGUUCCUGAUUUGAUUAGCUUUAGUUCUCUUAUUGGGGUGUUUUCCAGAAAUGGACAUCUUGAUCAGGCUUUAAUGUAUUUUAAUAAUAUGAAGAGAGCUGGCUUGGUUCCAGAUAAUGUGAUUUAUACUAUUCUUAUAGAUGGGUAUUGCAGGAAUGGCAUCAUGUCAGAGGCCUUAAAGAUGAGGAAUGAAAUGCUAGAGCAGGGAUGUAGUAUGGAUGUUGUUACUUACAAUGCCAUUUUGAAUGGGCUGUGCAGGGAGAAGAUGCUCACCGAAGCAGACAAUCUAUUGCAUGAGAUGGCAGAAAGGGGUGUCUUUCCUGAUUUUUACACUUUCACAACACUCAUUCAUGGACAUUGUAAGGAUGGAAAUAUGAAGAAGGCGCUAAGUUUGUUUGAUGAAAUGACUCAAAGGAAUAUUAAGCCUGACAUUGUGACAUACAACACCUUAAUUGAUGGGUUUUGCAAGGUAGGUGAAAUGGAGAAAGCCAAGCAGCUCUGGGUUGGCAUGAUAUCUAGAAAGAUUCUUCCUAAUCACAUUUCUUAUGGAACUCUGAUAAAUGGGUUUUGCAGCAUAGGUCAUGUUUCAGAAGCAUUCAGAGUGUGGGAUGAAAUGGUUGGGAAUGAUAUUAAGCCCACUCUUGUUACUUGUAACAGUAUCAUCAAGGGCUAUUGUCGAUCAGGUGAUGCAUCAAGGGCUGACGAGUUUUUAUCCAAGAUGACAUCAGAAGGAAUUAUUCCUGAUAGCAUCUCAUAUAAUACUCUUAUCAAUGGAUUUGUCAAAGAAGAGAAUAUGGACAAAGCUUUUGUUUGGAUUAACAAGAUGGAGAAUCAAGGGCUUUUGCCUGAUGUUAUUACAUACAAUGUGAUCUUGAAUGGGUUUUGUAGACAGGGUAGAAUGCAAGAAGCUGAAAUGGUAUUAAGGAAGAUGAUUGAGAAAGGCAUAGAUCCUGAUAGGUCUACAUAUACAUCACUCAUAAAUGGACAUGUCACCCAGGACAACUUAAAGGCGGCAUUUCAGUUUCAUGAUGAAAUGGUGCAACGGGGGUUUGUGCCUGAUGAUCAGUUUUAAUCAUUCUUGGUUGAAAUAUCUGAUGAACUUUGUUAAUUUUGUUCUGUGCCAAAUAUAUACUGAAGGUUAGUUUUCCUGUCUUCAUACAUAAUUCUUUAUAGUUUGCAAUAGAGUUCCAUGAUUGAUGAUUUUAAUCUCUAUGGUCUAAGCAUUAGUCAGGAAUGGUCAAGGAUACAGUGAAGCAGAUAUCUGAAUUUGUCACUCUAGAGUUGAUGUUCAUUAUAUUCAGGUGAACAAAUGCAAGGAGAAGAGGGAACAGGGUAGAGUUCUAAUAUGUUGCAGCAUGUAUGGUUUGGCAAAUGCUGGAAGGCAGAUGAGAGAGACAAGAUAGAGCUCUAAGGAGUUGCAGCAUGUGUGUCUUUUAAAUGGUGAAAGGCAAUACAAUAAAUCUUUUGUUGAACUUUUUCAAGGCAUGAUUGACAAAUUGACAAGCCAACAAUUAGAUUUCUUGUGUUUCAGAGCAUGGGUAACCGACAUGUAAACUAGUUAAUAAUGAUUUAUUGGAUUGGAUGUGAUUGACUGACUGAAGGGGGCAUAUCUCUAAUGGAGUUCUGUAGUACAGAUGAUAAAUACACUAAUUUCUAUCCAAAUGGUGAGGGGGUUGUAUGAAUCCAGUGGAGUAAAUCUGAGAUCAAAAAGGAAGAAGGCAAGUUUUCCUAAACAAAGCUCAGAAGAUUGUUGGAACCUCUGGUUACUUCUGCAGUCCCUUCCAAAGUGGUAGGAGGUUACGUUUAAAGAUGGGCUGAUAAAAAGCAGAUGAUGUAGCCAGGAGAUCUAAAAUGGGAAGAUCUCCUUUUUCCAAAAUGACGUUAGUUUAGAAAGUCAUGUGGUUGAUUUUGCUUCUUAUUGUGGCUGCUGGUCUGUUGUGUUCUUUGUAUUUCUUUGUUGGCAGCUUCUUUCUUUUAUUUGAUCUGCUGGUACUGUUGUUAGUGGAGGUUUCUAUGCUUUUCCUUUUCUGUUGUCUUCUUUGUUCCGUUCUUGUUCUCUGAUGUCAAUUAGCGGCCCCUUGGUAUGCUGUUGUAGCAGGUUGCCCUGCUUUUCAUUAAUCCGAAAAGGGGAAGAAACAAUUUUACAUGGUAA
This is a messenger RNA of Theobroma cacao (cacao), 3407 nucleotides long. RefSeq names its product Tetratricopeptide repeat (TPR)-like superfamily protein. The record is from RefSeq and is a predicted model, not a curated record. NCBI's taxonomy places the organism in Eukaryota, Viridiplantae, Streptophyta, Magnoliopsida, Malvales, Malvaceae. Gene Ontology annotation, molecular function: protein binding.